Manduca sexta (tobacco hornworm) is the source of this 2848-nucleotide messenger RNA. It is a transcript of the gene Vdup1, whose product is annotated as arrestin domain-containing protein 4. The transcript is spliced from 7 exons. Gene Ontology annotation, biological process: protein transport. Bases 232 to 1224 code for a protein of 330 amino acids. NCBI's taxonomy places the organism in Eukaryota, Metazoa, Arthropoda, Insecta, Lepidoptera, Sphingidae. The record is from RefSeq and is a predicted model, not a curated record. Gene Ontology annotation, cellular component: cytoplasm.
UCUAGUUGGCAACUCUUUUAUUGAAAUUGUCAAAAGUUUCGUAAAAGUUUAAGACUGGUUAUCUAUAUAAAGUUUUAUUUUAUUUUUAUUAUAUUUUUAACUAUUGAAUAUCAUACAUUAAAUAAUUUUAGAGCAUAAUAUUUAUGCUUUUUUCUAAAUAUAGGUUUUCAUUCAUAGAUUACUUAUUUAGGAAGUUCAAGUUUUUACGUCGAGCAGUACAAAGAAGACAAAAUGCCGCGCAAACUGCUCAAGUUCCUGAUUGUGUUUGACAACACAUCGUUAUUAUACUUCCCAGGGCAGUUUUUGUCUGGUAAAGUGUUGAUGGAACUGCAAGAUGAUACACCAGUCUUAGGUCUACACUUCCAUGUAGUGGGUGAAGGAGUGGUGAGAGUGGGCUCUGGCAGGCAUGAGAGACUCUAUGACAAAGAGAACUAUAUUGAUUUUAGGAUGAGACUACUUGGUGAACCUGGUCAUGGCACAUCAGUGCUUUCACCAGGUAUCCAUAGCUUUCCAUUCAAGCUGGGCCUGCCGAUGGGGCUUCCGUCCACAUUCCUUGGUACCCAUGGUUGGGUCCAGUACUACUGUAAGGCAGCAUUGAGGGAACCCAAUGGCUUGACUCACAAGAACCAACAAGUUUUUAUUGUGAUGAAUCCGAUUGACUUAAAUCUGGAGCCACCCGUCUUGUCGCAAGAGUUCGAGUGUUCGGUGGAGCACCGCGUGGGCGUGGGGUGCGUGGGCGGCGGCGCGGUGCGCUGCCGCGUGGCGCUGGAGCGCGGCGCCUACGUGCCGGGCGAGAGCGUGGCGCUGUCCGCCAAGCUCGUCAACGCGUCGCGCACCACCAUCCGCGCCACGCGCGCCGCGCUCACCGAGACCAUACAGUACAGCGCGCACGGCAAGCUCGCCGCCAAGGAGGUGCGCGAGUUGUCGACGCUGUCGCACGGCAAGGUGCGCCCGGGCGAGACGGACGUGUGGCGCCACGAGCUUCUGUACGUGCCGCCGCUGCCGCCUACCAACCUGCGCGGCUGCCAUCUCAUCUCCGUGCAGUACGACGUCUUUUUUAUAAUCGAGCCGAAGAGCUUGGAGAAAGAAGUAAAGCUGCAGUUGCCGAUCCUGUUGGGCACGUACCCGUUCCGCGCAGAGCAGGAGGCGGCGCCGGCUGGGACGCACUAUCCCAGCACGCUGCCCAUCUUCAGACCUUGGCUCAACGACAAGCCCAAUAACUGACCACACUACACAUGGAAUGUUUACUCGAUAAAAUUACAGUAAGGCUUGAUUUCACAUGGCUUGAAGUUAGUCAAAGAAAAUGGAGACGAUGGGUAUAUUGACUAGCUUCAGGCCGAUAGAUUUAUUUUCCAAAUCGCAAUUCAAGUUUUAUCAAUGUCGAUCUUUUCGACACCCCUCUAUUAAUCUAUAAAUUUGACAUAAUGAUAGGGCCAUUCAAUGAAUUACAUACCAUCGAUUAAGCUCGAUUGACUAUUCAUAAUCGAUUGACAUCGAUGAGUAGUUUUAUCGACAUUGGUAAGGUUAGUUUAGUGUCAUCCGCUAGAUUACGAAAUGUGAUGUUUUGAAAAUUUAUGAAUUAUUGGAACUGAAUUUAAUUUAAAUAAGAAAAACUGUUAAAGUAUUUACUCCAAUAAGUAGCUUAGGUCCUUUCUAGAAAUUGACAUUCUAGAUAAGAAAACUUCUUGAAAGUUUGGAACUUUUUUGUAGACUCGUGUUGAAUCUCAUAAGUCUAAGGUAUUUUUGAUGCAACCCUUUGCUGUUCAAGCAAUUAUUUCAGAAUUUUUGUUAUUUUAAUUUCCUGGAGCAUUAGCUCCGAGGCUCCUUUCUUUUUACUGGAAGGAAUCUCAAAAUGCUAAUCGAAAGUCGAAAGAGUCUGUUUCCGAAUAACUUUUGCGAUGGAUAACUGCGUCUCAGACUCAUUGCAUGGCAAAGGGUUGACAAAUAUUCCAUCAAUGAUAAUAUAUGAAUUGAAUAUUUCGAAAUAAUUAUUUUAAUUCGUAUUUGAAUAUCUGAUGUAUGUUUGCGUAUUUUUUUACUGCCCUUAUAUGGCUAUGACCCGAUAUAACAAUCAUUUACAAACUCAGGGUGAGAUGUGUUCAGCCAAGUUUCGGCUGGGCCUCACAAUAAGCAUGUUCAUAUUUUGGAUAGUUAUAAAAAAUAAAUGUAUAUUAUCAGAACAAUUAUAAACAAAAGAUUUUGAUACUUGAAAAAUCUUAACAUAGACAGUUUACACUCGUUUUUUUUGUGACUCAAGUCUUGGUCCUAGUUGGUUUUAUAAAUCUCGGCCUAGGACUAAGCUCUUAGUUCUCACAUAUCCAGGCAUCAGCCCAGUGUCCAACACUAGUGCCAUUAAAUAAUUACUCACAUGUAUCGAAUUUAGAAUCGAAAAUUUUAAUAUUUUGUAUAGUGGAAUGUAACUGUAUUAAAAUGUACUUAUAUUAUGUAAUUCGCUAGAUGUUUCGUUUAUAAGUUUGUUUAAGGACGAUAGUUUUUGCAGCCAGUUAGAAAAUGAAUCGACAAUUUAAUAAUUAUUUGGAUCUGACUAGUUACGUAGCGCCCAAUGUAGUGACAGCAGGUUUCUGCAUUCGAUGACAAUUUAAACCGUAUUUACAUCAUAACUUACGAUGUAAUAAUAUCAACCAUAUGUUAAAACACUAUGGUUGAUUAAGAAUAUUCCCGGCGACUGUACUUAGGCGCUGACCCAACUAGACUGGCCGAAAACUAUCGUCAACAGUCAACUAAACUGUAUACGCACUAAUUGAGAUGUAUAUAACUAACCUGUGAUAUAUAAACCGUCCAUUUUAACGUAGUUGCACUACGUGUAUAAUAAAUAUUUACUAUACAG